UCCCUUUUCUCUCUCUCUCUCUCUCUCUCUCAGCCCCCUUUUCUCUCUCCCUCUCUCUCCAAAUCUAGCUUGAUUCGAUCCAUCUAUGCCUCACCUUUUUCCUUUAAAACCUAUGUUCUUGUUUUUUCUCCAUAUUCCCUCCCGCCCUUCUCUCCCUCUUUCCCAUCUUGCCUUUUCUUUUAUUUUAUCUUUUCAAGGGAGCUUCAUUAUAUAUCUAUAUAUAGAUAUAGAUAUAUCCAGUAGAGCUUAGUAAAUUACAUUUUACCACUUUAGAAGCCGAAAAUGAGAGAGACAGAGACACAGCGGUCCAGCUGAGUCUAUGGCUGACCGACUUUGAGAGAGAAGCCGUGUAGGAUAAAGAUAGAGAAAUAGCACAUAUAGGGGGAGAGAGAGAGAGAGAAUAAAUAUUCUGUUUGGCUUUCUUCUUUUCGUUUGGUACUGUUUUUCUUCUCCCGAGUUCCAAUUUUCAAACCCCAAGUCGCCAGGGAAAGAUCCAUCCAUCCAUUCAUCUCCGAAAGCAUCAGACUUAUAUAUAUGGGAUUUCGUCACUAAUCAAAGUUCUUCGUUUUCGAGGAAGUUAAGAGCAAAUCUAUGUCUGGAAUGAUAUGAUUCUACAGAUUCUCAGAUUUUUUCAUCAUCUGUACCUCUUUGUUUUUACUUUGUCUCUUCUCUAUAACCAGUUUAAUUAGGCCACACACGCGCCCAUUAAUUACCCUCUCUUGCUUUGGAUUCAGUUCCAAAUGAUGUCUGAAAAUGGAUUCUCAAUUCCCUCUUCAAUCACAGGGUUUGCCCACCAACCAAACCCUAACCCUAAUCCUAACCCUACCACAGCUCCAUCUGCCAAGCGAAAGAGGAAUCUUCCAGGAACACCAGAUCCAGAUGCGGAAGUUAUAGCUCUGUCUCCCAAGUCUCUGAUGGCCACAAACCGAUUCAUCUGCGAAAUCUGCAACAAGGGUUUCCAGAGAGACCAGAACCUGCAGCUUCACCGGAGAGGCCACAACCUGCCGUGGAAGCUCCGUCAGAGAACCAAUAAGGAAAUCCGGAAGAAGGUGUACAUCUGCCCGGAGAAGAGCUGCGUUCACCACGACCCCUCGAGGGCCCUUGGCGACCUCACCGGCAUCAAGAAGCACUUCAGCCGAAAACACGGCGAGAAAAAGUGGAAGUGCGACAAGUGUUCUAAAAAAUAUGCAGUUCACUCCGAUUGGAAAGCUCACACUAAAAUUUGUGGAACUAGAGAAUACAAGUGCGAUUGUGGAACCCUCUUCUCCAGGAAGGAUAGCUUCAUCACCCACAGGGCCUUCUGUGAUGCUUUGGCUGAGGAAAGUGCAAGGCUUACCUCAGUCCCUGCACCAACCAAUAUUACUCCAAAUAACUUCAGAAACAAUAAUUUGAUCAAUGGGCCGAUAGGUAGUCUUCAGGCUGCCGGGAUCCCCCAAUUUUCCGCUCCCUUCCGGCCAGAACUUCACACUAGCUCGGUCGACCCAACCGGCCAUCUCAACGAAGAUGGGCAGAAGCCGAGGCUGCCACUGUGGCUAGACCAGCCCAAUUCUCACCUCAACCCUAUUGGCAUAUCCGGUACUAAUUCAAACGGGUACUUAUGUUCGAACUCGACCGGCUUGCCUGAAUUGGUGCAAACAAAUUUGUUCGGGCUUUCGUCACCACCACCGCCGUGGCUCAACCAAAGCGCCAGUACUAAUCUCUCCAUACCGGCACUGCCGCUGGGACUAAAACGAGAAGAUGAGAGCAAGGGAAACUUUUCAGAAAGCAUGGGCACUCUAUUAUACUCCAACAGUACCAACACUCAAAGCUCGGCGCACAUGUCGGCCACGGCACUGCUGCAGAAAGCAGCCCAAAUGGGCUCUACAAGAAGCAACCCACCAGCAGCCGCGGCAACCGCGCUCGGAGUGAUGAACUUCAAUGAUAACCCUAAUUACAGCCAAAACAGAAAUGAGAUUGAAGACAAGUUCUUUGGGCAGCAGAGCCAAGCUGAUCAGAACUUGAAUGAGUUGGUGAAUUCUAUGUCGUCUUCUUCCCCAAUAAACAAUAUUAAUGAUGGGUUGUUUUUGGGUGAUUCGAAAUCGAGCUCGGUAACCAGAGGGAAGCUGCAGCGCGUAAGCUCCAAUAAUAUUGAAGUGGAAAGUAGUCUAACGAGGGAUUUUCUCGGGGUAGGAGGUAAGGAUGGUGCAGCAGGGAGACCAUUGAUCUUCCAGCACGAGCUAGCCAAGUUUGCUUCAAUGGGGGCAGCCAUGGACUUGAGCCACUACAGUAAUGGAAACCACUGAGGAUUUGAUUGUCUGCAGAUCAAGGCCGUAGGAUUGAUCGACACUGUGAUUAGUGAUGGAGACUGAUCUAUGUCUAAAGUUUGAACGUCAACUUCAGGGGGUUGCUGUUCUUCCAAGUUAAUAUAUAAUAAUAAUUCCUUA
Messenger RNA from Malania oleifera, 2423 nucleotides. Its product is annotated as zinc finger protein BALDIBIS-like. Gene Ontology annotation, cellular component: nucleus. The record is from RefSeq and is a predicted model, not a curated record. The transcript has 4 exons. Bases 741 to 2282 code for a protein of 513 amino acids. Gene Ontology annotation, molecular function: DNA-binding transcription factor activity. NCBI's taxonomy places the organism in Eukaryota, Viridiplantae, Streptophyta, Magnoliopsida, Santalales, Ximeniaceae.